Mangifera indica (mango) is the source of this 1181-nucleotide messenger RNA. Its product is annotated as telomere repeat-binding factor 4-like. The transcript has 6 exons. Gene Ontology annotation, cellular component: nucleosome. Bases 130 to 984 code for a protein of 284 amino acids. Gene Ontology annotation, biological process: nucleosome assembly. The record is from RefSeq and is a predicted model, not a curated record. Gene Ontology annotation, molecular function: double-stranded telomeric DNA binding. NCBI's taxonomy places the organism in Eukaryota, Viridiplantae, Streptophyta, Magnoliopsida, Sapindales, Anacardiaceae.
AGUAAAACACUAAACUAUUAAACGACGUGUCGUUUAGCCGAAAUCUCCCCUCCUUCCCCCCGCCCGUGAAGAGAAAGAGAAAAACAAAACAGAGCCUCCGCAAACAGUAACCAAACGAAAGAGAGGAAAAUGGGGAAUCCGAAGCAGAAGUGGACAUCGGAGGAAGAAGAAGCACUUAGAGCAGGAGUAGCCAAACACGGAACAGGCAAGUGGAAGAACAUACAGAGAGAUCCCGAGUUUAAUCCAUUCCUCUUCUCCCGCUCUAAUAUUGAUCUCAAGGAUAAAUGGCGGAAUAUGAGUGUUAGUGCUGGCUUACAAGGUCCUCGGGAAAAAUCACGGACACUAAAACCAAAAGCUGGUUCAGAUGCUCCAGCUGCACCAUUGUCUACUCCACAGACUUCAACUGCUACUACUGCUGUUGCUGCUACUGCUACUGCAGCGGUGCCUGAUGCAUCAGUAGAUUCAACCAUUGAUGAUUCUGCUAGAAGCUGUGCACCAAAGUACAAUGCAUUGAUUUUUGAAGCUAUUUCUACCUUGAAAGAGCCCAAUGGAUCUGAUGUUUCUGCAAUUCUCAGCUUUAUUGAGCAAAGGCUUGAGGUGCCACAAAAUUUCAGGAGGCAGUUAAGUUCAAGGCUGAGAAGGUUGGUUGCGCAAGAAAAACUUGAAAAGGUCCAAAAUUGCUUCAAGUUAAAGGAAGCUGCUGUGUCAGGAACACAAACACCUAUUCCAAAGCAGAAGGAUAUCAGGCCUAGGCCAUUGCAGAGCAUUAACCAUAUAUCCUCUGCAAAUACAGUGGAAGCAGCGGCUGUUGCUGCAGCCAGUCAGAUUGCUGAUGCUGAAAACAAGUCUUUUGUGGCAGCUGAAGCAGUUAAAGAGGCAGAAAGGAUUUCAAGGAUGGCUGAAGACACAGAUUCACUGCUUCAGUUGGCCAAAGAGAUUUUUGAGAAAUGUUCACAAGGUGAAGUUGUGCUUAUGGCAUAUUGAGUCAGCUCUUAUGGCUUAGAGAGAUGACUCCUGCAAAUGCAAUUAGCAUAUGUAAAUAUUGCUUAAUGUUUACAUGGCUGGUUUUAUGGUAAUCAUUUGCUCCAUUAAACUUUUCAAAUGGGGUGCAAAUACAAUAAAAGGUCUUUCUUUUUUCAUUUUUCUAAAUAAAGUUUAUACUGUAACUCUUAAAAUAGUCA